Molecule: messenger RNA, 859 nt
Organism: Drosophila subpulchrella
Lineage: Eukaryota; Metazoa; Arthropoda; Insecta; Diptera; Drosophilidae
Product: cuticle protein 63
Exons: 2
Coding region: 113-502 (129 amino acids)
Source: RefSeq, a predicted model, not a curated record
GAAUAUUUCUCAUGUUGCGGGUAUAAAUAACAGGGCAACUUGAGACGUCUAAGCAUAACAUACUCAGCUCUUCACUCAAGAAGUCACAGCAAUCAUCGAAAACCAACCCAAAAUGUUCAAGCUGAUCGCCCUCAUCUCUGCCCUGUGCGCCGUGGCCAAUGCCGGUUUGAUUUCGCCCUAUAGCCAUGGCUAUGGAUUGGGAUACGGACACGCCCUGGCUCCGGCCUACGCCGCCCCUGCCGUGAUCUCGCACGCCCCCAUCAUCAAGAGCUACGCCGCCCCGAUUGUGGCCCAUCCGGUGGCCACUUCGUAUGCCAACACCUACAAGGUGGCCACCAAGUCCUACCCGGUGGUCCAUGCCGCUCCCCUGGUCCAUGCUGCUCCUCUGGUCCAUGCCGUUCCCGCUCUGCACUCCACCUCCACCUACCAUGGAUCCUACGGCGGCUACGGCAGCUACGGUCUGGGAUACUCCGGCUACGGACAUGGUGGCUACCUGCACUAAGGAUCUGAUGUCGUGUGCGAUAUCAUCCCAAGUUGACGACCCCCCCAAGUGAGAUAUUACAGCGGAUAAUUCGCAUUUUGCUGCCGUCAAAAUGUUGAAUUUGCAUUUCGUAGUCAGAGGCAGGUCGAAAUUCAAUCGGUUCAAUCCCCAAAUUGUGUACAAAAACCCUCCAGAACCCCAGAAAAAAAUCCACUUAGAGACAGAGACACUUAGAGAACUAAAGAUAACUAAACGGGAGGCGGCGAGAGCGAGAGAUUGAAGGAAGGAUCAAGAUUCGUUGAUUUUGUUAUAAAGGUGCAACUCAAUUCACUGUGGCUUCAGCACUUUCUGUAAAUAAACGAUAAAUGACUCUAAAAA